AGUCUGCAACUCACUCAGUCCACACCAAUCUCUCUCUCUCUUCUUUUUGUGAGCUUAAUUUUCACAUUCAGCUGAGCUCUGGGAGAUUCUUCAGGCAAAAGCAACUAAUUAAGCAAGAAUGGUGAAGGAAACUGAGUUCUAUGAUGUCCUCAGCGUCAGUCCCUCAGCUUCUGAGGAAGAAAUUCGCAAGGCUUAUUAUAUUAAGGCAAGGCAAGUUCAUCCGGACAAAAAUCCAAACGAUCCUCUAGCUGCUGAAAGAUUUCAGGCACUAGGUGAAGCUUAUCAAGUUUUGAGUGAUCCAGUGCAAAGAGAUGCAUAUGAUCGAAAUGGAAAGUAUUGCAUAUCUAGGGAAACCAUGCUUGACCCCACAGCUGUCUUUGCUUUUCUUUUCGGAAGUGAAUUAUUUGAGGACUACAUAGGACAUCUAGCUGUAGCAUCAAUGGCCUCUUCUCAAUUAGCUGGUGAAGGUGACAGCCCUGAGAAAGUGCAUGAUAAAUUGAAGGCUGUCCAGAAAGAAAGAGAAGAAAAGCUAGCAAAAUCACUCAAAGAUUUUCUUAAUCAAUAUGUUCAAGGUGACAAAGAGGGAUUCUUACAGCAUGCUGAAUCUGAAGCUAGACGACUUUCUGAUGCAGCCUUUGGAAUUGAAAUGCUACACACUAUUGGCUAUGUAUAUUCAAGACAAGCAGCACAAGAGCUUGGAAAGAAAACCAUAUUCCUAGGAGUACCAUUUUUGGCUGAGUGGGUACGGAAUAAGGGACAUUUCUGGAAGUCACAGAUGACUGCUGCAAAAGGUGCUUUUCAGUUGCUCCAACUUCAAGAAGAAAUCCGUCGGCAAUUUAAAAUGGAUGGAAGUGGCCCUGAAAAUGAUGUCGAAUCACAUAUACGCUUAAACAAAGACACACUUUUGAACUCAUUGUGGAAAUUGAAUGUGGUGGACAUUGAAGUAACUCUCAUGCAUGUUUGUCAAAUGGUUCUACGGGAAAAUAAUGUUAGAAAAGAUGAACUUAAAGCUCGUGCUCUGGCGCUCAAACACCUUGGAAGGAUAUUUCAGGAGGAAAAGCAGACACGAAAUGGUGGAACUUCAAGAAGGAAAAGUUCUGCUGACACAGACGACGAUGGGAGCAGUUCCUAUAGCAGUUCUGAAGAGGAUUCACCACGACCACUUUCAUAUAGAACUCCUUUUCUCACUCAGGGUAUUGGCAGGCUCUUCAGAUGCCUUUGCAAUCCAGCAUUUGAUGUUGAUGACGAAGAGAUUGUGUACAAAAGCAAAUGAUAUCCAAUGCAUGAGAUUGUAUGUAAAAGAAGGCAAAGUUGACAAGCGUACGUGAGAUGGCAAAGCAUAUAUAUAAGUUGUAACAAAGGAUGAAAGCUGUCGUGGUAAAUGGAGGAUUUUGUUAUAUUCAUGCUAGAGAAUGG
Prunus avium (sweet cherry) is the source of this 1416-nucleotide messenger RNA. RefSeq names its product DNAJ heat shock N-terminal domain-containing protein. NCBI's taxonomy places the organism in Eukaryota, Viridiplantae, Streptophyta, Magnoliopsida, Rosales, Rosaceae. The record is from RefSeq and is a predicted model, not a curated record.